Messenger RNA from Haliaeetus leucocephalus (bald eagle), 2166 nucleotides. It is a transcript of the gene TMEM64, whose product is annotated as transmembrane protein 64. The annotation marks the transcript as partial. NCBI's taxonomy places the organism in Eukaryota, Metazoa, Chordata, Aves, Accipitriformes, Accipitridae. The transcript is spliced from 3 exons. The record is from RefSeq and is a predicted model, not a curated record.
GGCGGCGGCGGCGGGCCCGGGCUGGCCGAGGCCCGGGGCUGGCGCUGCUCCUGCUGCCUCCUGGGCACCUGCUGGUGCAAGAGCUGCCUCAGCGUGUGCGUCCUGGCGGCCCUCUGCUUCGCCUCGCUGGCCCUGGUGCGCCAGUACCUGCGGGACCUGCUGCUCUGGGCCGAGAGCCUGGACAGCCUGGCCGGCGUGCUGCUCUUCACCGUGGGCUUCGUCGUCGUGUCCUUCCCCUGCGGAUGGGGCUACAUCCUGCUCAACGUGGCCGCCGGCUACCUCUACGGCUUCGUGCUGGGCAUGGGGCUGAUGGUGCUCGGCGUCCUCGUCGGCACCUUCGUCGCCCACGUGGCCUGCAAGCGGCUGUUGGCCCGCUGGGCGCGGGCCAGGAUCCAGGGCAGCGAGACGCUCAGCGCCAUCGUCCGCGUCGUGGAGGGCGGCGGCGGCCUCAAGGUGGUGGCUCUGGCACGGCUGACGCCGAUCCCCUUCGGGCUGCAGAACGCCGUCUUCGCGAUUACAGAUUUGUCACUACCGAACUACCUGAUGGCUUCUUCAGUUGGGCUGCUUCCUACUCAGCUCCUAAACUCAUACUUGGGCACUACCUUGCGCACCAUGGAGGAUGUGAUUGCAGAACAAAGUGUUAGUGGCUAUUUUAUAUUCAGUUUACAGAUUGUCAUAAGUAUAGGACUCAUGUUUUAUGUUGUUCACCGAGCUCAAGUGGAACUGAAUGCAGCUAUUGUAGCGUGCGAAAUGGAAAUGAAGACAUCGUUUGUUAAAGACAGUCAACCAAGCAUCAGUGGUUCAACCACAUACUGCAACAAAAGGACAGUAGCAUUCUCUGGAGGAGGUGUCAAUAUUGUGUGAUUUCAAGUAUUAAUAAAGUAAGGUUUUGUGAACCUAAGCUAUUGCCUAGAAAUAUCUAUGGACAAUUCAACUAGUUUUCAAAAAAAUUACAAGUGGUUACAGGUUGUACUGUGGCACAAACCAACUGACCAGCUCUUCAAUUGCACAUGGGGUGACUUCUAGCAAGAAAAGAAAGAUGAUGAAGUAACUUAAGAUGUAAAUGCAAAUUUGGCUGCACCUUUGGUCAUUUAUUAUGCCUGUCAUGGCCUGUAGUCUGCACUUUAGGUUUUUUUCCUUUGCCUCCUAUAAACUGAGAAAUGCUUCUAUAAAUUGAGAAAAGUAGCACAGAGGUAAAUAUUUUUCUGCUUUGCAUUAUUUAUAAGGCUGAAUAAUUAUAUGCAGUAGAAUUUUAUUACUGAUAAAGAUGAAUGAGAAAGUAUGCAAUUCAAUGUAUGUUAUUCUUGAAUGUGCUUUUGCUUUGGAAUUGCUUCUAGAACUUGGAGUGUAUUAUUUAGCUAAUGAUGGGACCUUUUGGCUUUUCCUUCAUUUUUGAUUUUAAAAAAAAGAGAACCCUAUAUAAAGUUUUGGUUGAAUGUAUUUUUGUAAGUCAUUAAAAAUGUUGCAGAGCCAUGCGUAUGUAUUCACACAAGCUUAAAUCCUACAUUGUGGGACUGAAGUGCUCUUAAAUAACAUUUUAAGUUACACUGUGUAAUAUGCAAAGUAAAAGGGAAAAUACAGAAGUUAUAAUAGAUUGCAGUGACUGUUUGAAGGAGACUUCAUGACUUAAUUGUUGCUUUGGUUUUACCACCUUGGUGAUUGUAACACAGGGCUGUUCCACGUUAGUCCUAUUUAUAAUAUUUUUAGUUGUUAAAAGGAUGGAGUUUUUCAACUCGCAUGACUGCAUGUAAUAAGGCUUCCAGAAUAGGAAGCUAAAUCUCUCCUUUAAACAAAGUGAUGGGAUACCGGCAGUACCAAUCGUACAUGAAGGUGGCCUUUAUUUUGUAAGUGAACCCCCCCUCCCUUUAAAAAGCUUUAAAAAUUCACUUUGGUUGGCAUGUUUUUGCUAAAAGUUCUACAUUUUUUAAAAGAUGCAAUCUAUUAUAAAUUUCAUCAGAGUGAAGAUAUGAAAACUAGAGGUUCUCCUUGGAAAAAUAAAUAAUCCAGUAACAGAGGAGGACAGUAAUGUCUCUGAGACUCAGGAAUUCUGACUCCAUUUUUGCAAGACAACACUGUAUUGGAUAAUGCUCCUUUUAUGUGUGCUGUGGACUGUUUUUCACUGCAUUUGAAUAGACUGGAUAACCCGAUAGUAACUUGUGUGUGUGU